CAAGUUUCCCCAAAGACGAGCCUGGAUCACUUACAGAGACGAUGCCUUCCUCUUUUAGAAGAGACUCGCCAGAUACUUUGUGGAUUUGCUGAUUUUAUACAUUGUUUCUAUCGCAAGUUAUUCACCGGGAGUGGGCAGAGAUUCUGAGCCAGAGGAUGCUCCCACAGGUCAUUUGGAUUCUGUAUGUCUUGUCUUUCUGCUUUUUCCAAGGAAGCUUUAUCAGACUGAGCUCCUGUAAAGAGGAGGUGAAGCCCCCCAGCAGGGCCGGACCACAGCUGUCACCUUCUGACUUCCUGGACAAGCUCAUGGGAAGAACGUCAGGCUAUGAUGCCCGCAUUAGACCCAACUUCAAAGGUCCUCCUGUGAAUGUCACCUGCAAUAUUUUCAUCAAUAGCUUUGGGUCGAUCACAGAAACAACUAUGGACUACAGGCUUAAUGUAUUUCUACGACAAAAAUGGAACGAUCCUCGCCUGGCAUACAGUGAAUACCCAGAUGAUUCCCUAGAUCUGGAUCCUUCCAUGCUGGACUCUAUCUGGAAACCUGAUUUAUUCUUCGCAAACGAGAAAGGAGCCAAUUUCCACGAGGUCACCACUGAUAACAAGCUGCUAAGGAUUUUCCAAGACGGCAGCGUUCUUUACAGCAUCAGGCUGACACUAACCCUGUCCUGCCCUAUGGACUUGAAGAAUUUCCCAAUGGACAUUCAGACCUGUACUAUGCAGCUUGAAAGCUUUGGCUACACCAUGAAUGACUUGAUCUUUGAAUGGCUGUCUGACAACCCGGUUCAAGUGGCUGAUGAUCUGACCCUCCCCCAGUUUGUGUUGAAAGAAGAAAAGGAUUUGGGCUACUGCACUAAGCACUACAACACAGGCAAAUUCACCUGCAUCGAGGUGAAGUUCCACCUGGAACGGCAGAUGGGUUACUACUUGAUUCAAAUGUACAUCCCUUCCCUUCUGAUCGUCAUCCUCUCAUGGGUGUCGUUCUGGAUAAACAUGGAUGCUGCACCAGCCAGGGUUGGUCUGGGUAUCACCACCGUCCUGACCAUGACCACACAGAGCUCGGGGUCCAGAGCCUCGCUGCCCAAGGUGUCCUAUGUGAAGGCCAUUGAUAUUUGGAUGGCAGUGUGUCUUCUGUUUGUGUUCGCUGCCCUGCUGGAGUAUGCAGCUGUUAACUUCGUCUCAAGGCAACACAAGGAGUUCAUCAGGCUGAGGAAAAAGCAGCGGCAGCAGAGAAUAGAGGAAGAGCUGAUGAGGGAAAGCCGUGGCUUUUAUUUCCGAGGUUAUGGCCUCGGCCACUGCCUGCAGACCAAAGACGGCACAGCUGUGGAACCGGCAACAGUGUUCUCCCCACCGCCUCCCAUCGCCGUGUACGACGGAGAAGUUCUUCACAAGCGCUUUGUGGACCGGGCCAAACGUAUCGACACCAUAUCACGAGCCGUCUUUCCGCUGAGCUUUCUCAUAUUCAACAUCUUCUACUGGAUCACCUACAAAGUACUGCGACAUGAGGAUAUCCAUGCAAACUUGUAA
Cololabis saira (Pacific saury) is the source of this 1523-nucleotide messenger RNA. It is a transcript of the gene glra4a, whose product is annotated as glycine receptor, alpha 4a. The record is from RefSeq and is a predicted model, not a curated record. Bases 156 to 1523 code for a protein of 455 amino acids. Gene Ontology annotation, biological process: chemical synaptic transmission; signal transduction; chloride transmembrane transport. Lineage: Eukaryota; Metazoa; Chordata; Actinopteri; Beloniformes; Belonidae. The transcript is spliced from 9 exons. Gene Ontology annotation, molecular function: chloride channel activity; transmitter-gated monoatomic ion channel activity; glycine binding. Gene Ontology annotation, cellular component: plasma membrane; synapse; neuron projection.